Musca vetustissima is the source of this 1353-nucleotide messenger RNA. RefSeq names its product tubulin beta-2 chain. The transcript has 2 exons. The record is from RefSeq and is a predicted model, not a curated record. Bases 4 to 1344 code for a protein of 446 amino acids. Lineage: Eukaryota; Metazoa; Arthropoda; Insecta; Diptera; Muscidae. Gene Ontology annotation, molecular function: GTPase activity; GTP binding; structural constituent of cytoskeleton. Gene Ontology annotation, cellular component: microtubule; cytoplasm. Gene Ontology annotation, biological process: microtubule cytoskeleton organization; mitotic cell cycle.
AAAAUGCGUGAAAUAGUCCACAUACAAGCUGGCCAAUGCGGCAAUCAAAUUGGUGGCAAAUUUUGGGAGGUUAUAUCCGAUGAACAUUGUAUCGAUGCGACGGGGACCUAUUAUGGAGACAGCGAUUUGCAAUUGGAACGCAUAAACGUCUAUUAUAAUGAGGCAACGGGGGCGAAAUAUGUACCACGUGCCAUUUUGGUGGACUUGGAACCAGGCACAAUGGAUUCCGUGAGAUCGGGAGCGUUUGGUCAGAUUUUCCGACCCGAUAAUUUUGUGUUCGGUCAAUCAGGAGCCGGUAACAAUUGGGCCAAGGGCCACUAUACCGAGGGAGCUGAACUGGUCGAUUCCGUUUUGGAUGUGGUGCGCAAGGAAUCGGAGGGCUGUGAUUGUUUGCAGGGCUUCCAGUUGACACAUUCCCUGGGUGGUGGCACAGGCUCCGGCAUGGGCACCUUGCUGAUUUCCAAAAUUCGUGAAGAAUAUCCCGAUCGCAUCAUGAACACAUUUUCCGUUGUCCCCUCGCCCAAAGUAUCGGAUACCGUGGUCGAACCAUAUAAUGCCACCUUGAGUGUCCAUCAGCUGGUGGAGAAUACCGAUGAAACCUAUUGUAUAGAUAAUGAGGCCCUUUAUGACAUUUGCUUUCGGACCCUAAAAUUAACCACACCCACAUAUGGUGAUCUAAAUCAUUUGGUAUCGGCCACAAUGUCGGGUGUGACAACCUGCCUACGUUUCCCCGGCCAGCUGAAUGCCGAUUUGCGUAAAUUAGCCGUUAAUAUGGUACCAUUUCCCCGGCUGCAUUUCUUUAUGCCUGGUUUUGCCCCACUCACAUCACGUGGCUCCCAGCAGUAUCGAGCCCUCACCGUACCCGAAUUGACACAGCAAAUGUUCGAUGCCAAAAAUAUGAUGGCUGCUUGUGAUCCACGGCAUGGCCGCUAUCUCACCGUGGCAGCUAUAUUUCGUGGUCGCAUGUCCAUGAAGGAGGUCGACGAACAAAUGCUAAAUAUUCAAAAUAAAAAUAGCAGUUUCUUUGUCGAAUGGAUACCGAACAAUUGUAAGACGGCGGUGUGUGAUAUACCUCCGCGAGGUCUGAAAAUGUCGGCUACAUUUAUUGGCAAUUCCACAGCCAUUCAGGAAUUAUUUAAACGGGUGUCGGAACAAUUCACCGCCAUGUUUCGUCGGAAAGCUUUCCUGCAUUGGUACACCGGUGAGGGUAUGGAUGAAAUGGAAUUCACCGAAGCGGAAAGUAAUAUGAAUGAUUUGGUAUCGGAAUAUCAGCAAUACCAGGAGGCAACAGCUGAUGAGGAAGGUGAAUUCGAUGAGGACGAAGAAGGAGGUGGUGAUGAAUAAAAAUCGUUG